AACAUGUUUCUUCUGAGAUCUUUCUUCUAUUUGUGUGACUUUAAUUCGCUAACAUUAUUGACAUUUUUCUCUUAUGUUCAGGUUCAUUGCUGGUAGGAUUUUACAACUACUGAGGGAUUUUUGUUUUUCCUUACCGUUCACAUGAAAAUUUCAUGAACUUAAACAAAUUCGGUUGGGAAUUUGACUUUAUUGCCAGACUUUAUUUCUAAGAGAUAGACUUCCAGCUGAACCCUCAUCUCUCAACACUGGCAAAUAUUCAUAAGAUCUACCACACCCUUAAUAAGCUAAAUCUAACAGAAGACGUUGGCCAAGACGAUCACCCAACAGGAAGCCUGCGCUCGUGCAGCUCUUCAGACUGCUUUAGUAAAGUGAUGCCGCCGAGGAAAAAGAGAAGACCCGCGUCUGGAGAUGACUUAUCCGCCAAGAAAAGUAGACACGAUGGCAUGUAUAGGAAAUAUGAUUCAACCAGAAUAAAGACGGAAGAAGAAGCCUUUUCAAGUAAGAGAUGCUUAGAGUGGUUCUACGAAUAUGCAGGUACUGAUGAUGUCGUAGGCCCUGAAGGCAUGGAGAAAUUCUGUGAAGACAUUGGUGUCGAACCAGAAAAUGUAGUUAUGCUUGUCCUAGCUUGGAAAUUGGAUGCACAAAACAUGGGUUAUUUCACUCUGCAGGAAUGGUUGAAAGGAAUGACUUCUCUACAAUGUGAUACAACAGAAAAACUCAGAAAUACUUUGGAAUACUUAAGAUCAUUAUUAAAUGAUUCUACAAACUUUAAACUUAUUUACAGAUAUGCAUUUGACUUUGCACGGGAAAAGGACCAGCGCAGCCUAGACAUAAACACUGCCAAGUGCAUGUUGGGACUGUUAUUAGGAAAAAUCUGGCCCCUUUUUCCAGUUUUUCACCAAUUCUUAGAGCAAUCAAAAUAUAAAGUUAUUAACAAAGACCAGUGGUGCAAUGUGCUAGAGUUUAGCAGGACAAUUAACCUUGACCUCAGCAACUACGACGAAGACGGAGCGUGGCCAGUUUUGUUGGACGAGUUUGUGGAGUGGUAUAAAGACAAACAGAUGUCCUAGGACUUUAUGCAUAGCAGCGAGAGAGUCACUGUUACCACAGAUCUGUCAACCAUUAGCCAUAAAUUGCUGUUUGUAUCCAAGCGCAUGCUGCUUUUCUUGCACUGUCUCCCGUUUGCAGGGAUGUUUUGGUGUUUGCUAUUGAACGGGCCGGCUCUGCUUGCUGUGUAGCCUCGUCCUCUUGGCAGGCUGCUUUGCAGUUUGUACCUAACACUACAGAUUGGUGACUUGGCCAGCGCCCUCACUGUGAUGAUGUGUAUAUUGCUGUUUAAAUUUUGUAUAUGUGUAUAAAAAGACAAAGCUUCACCUAGAGAUUAUUUCUGCAAAACUGUAUUGUAAAAAUAAUUUUUGUGGCAUAUUUCUAGUCCCUUUUUUCAAACGAACCAGUUAUACUCUAUUUGGUCUCCAGUGUAGCAUUUCAGAACACAAGAGAGAACAACCUUUACCAUAAGCGAAUGUUGCCAGAAUUAACCUCAUCGUUUAAGAGGCCAACUAGUGGAAAGAGGUGCGAGUCAGACCUUCUCAGAGGCACACGCCAAAUAUAAUUUGGUUUACUUCAAUGUGAGUGUUUUUAAAUGAUGGAAGGAACAAUUAUUUGAACAUCUCGACACGUACCAUGCCACAGAUGCUUUCCACCAUGCAGAGUGUAGGUUUUUAUUCUCUGAUGUUAGGCCGUAGUAGUUUGAAUAUUGGUACAAAUGAACAAAUUAAAAUUGCACCUUUUUUAAAUGAGUUUGAAACUCUUGUAAACUUCCUUUGCUGUUUUUGUUUUGGGUUUGUUUUUGUUUUUGUUUUUGUUUUCUCUUUUGCCUUCUCCUUGUCAGUGUUGGGUCUCCCGAUGCUUCCCGUGCCAUUCUAGGUAACAUUGAUUUUGCCUGCUCCGUGGAAACCUGAUGGUUUGCUGGCAGUUUGUAACCACAAAGCACCUUUAGUUGUGGUUUAGAUUUUUAGUUAAGCUUUCAUGGUGUCUAAUUUUCUAGUUUUUUUGGAAAAAGAACUAUACUAUAAGUGAGAGGUGUUUUGUUUCAUUUUCUUUCAUGCUAGGCUUUUCCUGGCAGAAUGUCCAUUGCAGGCAAUGGACACGAAACCACCAGCAUUGAGCUCAUUUUAUCACACAGUAGGACCUUUCCUAGAGGGGCCACUCGUCAUUCAUUACCCGAGUAGUUUGUACAGAAAGGUGAUAGCCAUUAUUUAUGUGGAUGAGGAAACGAGAGUAAACAGGACGGUAUUUUUAGGUUUGUAUUUUAUGUCUUUUUUUUUUUCUCUUUUUUUUUUUUUUCCUUGCCUUACCCUUCUUGAGGAAAUGUAUAGAUAACCUGUUUCCCCCUCAACUAUCUGGUGCUAUUGAAUGACUAAUUUAGUCCCUAAAGUUUUGUGAAAACAUAAAAGUCUAAUGAUUUAAACCGAUAAAAAGCUAAUGGUGCAUUCGGACAGGUGCAUGCAGUAGGUAUGAGCAAGAUCCGUGAUGGGAUAAUGAUUGGAAGAGGUUCGGGUUAUCACAAAAUCUGGCCAAAAAAAAUCUCUUGGACUAAAUGUGAACCUUUAAAUGGCAUUAAAUGAGCAAAAGCACACAGACAAUGCUACUCCUGACCACUAUGUCACAGUUUCUUUGCAAACAGUGUUUGGAUUUUCAUAUUAUUUUCUCCCUAACUGAACCACCAAAGACAGAAAUUUUGUAUGUAUAUACGGUGUGUGUGCAUAUACAAAAUCAUGAUGCGGUAGAAUGAAAUCACUCCCUUUUUCUACCAAAAAGAAAGGUUUGGUUUGCUGUGAAAUAAACCAGAAGUGUGAAAAACUCUGUAAUGAUUAAGCAGACUUCAUCAUUCCUUGCUUAGGAAUGGUAGACUCGCCUCUCUACCUUACAACCUCAUACCAGUUUGCACAAGUUAAUAACCGAAGAGAAGAGAAGGUGUUGAUGCAAGCACAGCCCUCGGGACCGAUCUGUUCCAUCCCAGCAGGUGCCUGGUGUUCCAGGGGUGAUGGGCCAGAGGCAGGUGUGAAUUUGUGAAGAACUUGAUUCAUUUUCAGAAGUAUCCCUCAAAGUUAAAAAAAAAAAAAAAAUCACACUUUAAAGGCAAUAGUUCUUAGAUUCGAUCCGCUCUAGUUUUGUUCAAACAAGUAGAAAUCAUAGAUGAAAUUAUUUUCAGAGUUACGGUUAGUACUGGAGAAUGUUUGGGAACACUAAGCACAGUUAAUCCUAACAUAAGAGGAUGGUUACGGGGAGAUGUUCCAUUUCAGCCACUGUGAACAUUUUGAUCAGUGGGGAAGAAACCCAAGGGAAAACUAUUCGUGAUCUGGAAUAUGGAAAGUAAGUAUCCCCAAGCAGUGACCAUCUCGUACAUUUAGAAGACUCCAGAUAGUUUUCGAGCUCCCUUGAAAAGGAAGCCUCUGUGCCUGUGGACUGCUUGCCCUUGGCUCUUGAUUUUAUGCAGUUAUUUUUAGGGAGACGAAAAGGGGCCAAACGAGUAACAAGAUGCUUUUCUUUUUAAAAAAUGUCCCUAAGUUACAUAAAAUUGAGCAGUCAUCAGACACUUACUUACUGGCUAAUGUUCAAGAAAUUAGGGUGCCUUCUUCUGGUUUUUCUUUCUUACCUGUCUACACCCUUUCUCUCUUCCCACGGUGUCUUGAACUACACAUUGCAAUACUCUGUCGUCAUGAUAAAACUUUGCGGUGUUUACUGGUAGGUCAGAAAUUUCACGAUUGGAUUUGCCAUAAACACCCACUGUAAUGUUACAUGCAGCCUUUUCAAAGCAUGAACUCUGAAUUAAAAAGUUUUUACAAAUCCAACUAGACAAGCCUCUAACCUUCUCCUUUAACAACACACAUCUGUUGCCUCUCCGUCUCCAUUUUAACAGUGCUUUUGAAGUUUAUACGGAAAGCUUUCCGAGUUAGUGUGUGCCCUUGGUUUUUAUUCUUACGACUGCUAAAAUACCUCUGUAAGCCUUAUCUUUUAUUCUUUCAUAUGUUGUAUAAUAAAUGUAUAAAAUUCAUUGACCAACUAAGUGUUGGGUGUCUGUAAAUGAGACCAAAACGUGGGUUGCUUUUCAUCCUAAGGCCUUUCCCUGGGGGGUUACUGUUAAACGGACGGCAGCCAGCCUGUAACUGUGAACGCUUCGUGUCGUCAGUAUCUGCAUUCCGCCCAUAGACGUGUGCAAGUUCUGUGACUCCAGCUUAACUGAAACCCUGUUCUGCCACCUAACUUGAGUACAGCAAACUGGUUUUAGGUUUUAAUGGAAUUGAUGUAAAAUGAUAUCCCAUAAAUAAAAAGUAUUUGUGUUUGGUUUCAGAA
Messenger RNA from Mustela lutreola (European mink), 4356 nucleotides. RefSeq names its product defective in cullin neddylation 1 domain containing 4 (gene DCUN1D4). Gene Ontology annotation, cellular component: ubiquitin ligase complex. The record is from RefSeq and is a predicted model, not a curated record. The coding region runs from base 372 to 1070 and encodes 232 amino acids. Gene Ontology annotation, biological process: positive regulation of ubiquitin-protein transferase activity; protein neddylation. The transcript is spliced from 11 exons. Gene Ontology annotation, molecular function: ubiquitin-like protein binding; cullin family protein binding; ubiquitin conjugating enzyme binding. NCBI's taxonomy places the organism in Eukaryota, Metazoa, Chordata, Mammalia, Carnivora, Mustelidae.